Lingula anatina is the source of this 1731-nucleotide messenger RNA. Its product is annotated as copine family protein 1-like. Lineage: Eukaryota; Metazoa; Brachiopoda; Lingulata; Lingulida; Lingulidae. The record is from RefSeq and is a predicted model, not a curated record. Gene Ontology annotation, molecular function: ubiquitin-protein transferase activity. Gene Ontology annotation, cellular component: nucleus. Gene Ontology annotation, biological process: protein ubiquitination.
UCAGACUCGAAAGCGUUUAGCUGACGUGUGUUUCAGUGGUGGGUACAAAAGCUAAGAUUUGCAAUUCUUACAUCAGUCGAUUUGAGAAACAGGGACCCAAGUUAAAGCACAGAAUACUAAAGAAAGGGCAAGCAAGACAGACUGAGCAUUCAGUGAAACUUUAAGAAGACGCACACAUUGUACUGGUAAUACAGUAUAGCGGUAGGCAUACCACCGCAUCAUUCCAUUAUUUAUGUGUUAUAUACUGAGUACUUGUACAGCAGAAUUACACUUAACAGAAGUAUCCCUAUAAGAGAGAGCAAGACACAUUCUAAAAUGAAGAGGCACAGUCUGGUUGGAGCCAUGGAUUCCUUGAGGGACUAUGUAGAAGACAAAUACCACAUUAACCUUGGCAACAUCUUCAUAUUUGCCACUGUGGGAUUACUCGUCUAUGUAUUCUGCUGUAGAUCACGCAACAGGCGAAACCGGAAAAGAGAAAAUCAGCAAAGGUCAGGGUCAGGACUCUACCCUGACCUUAACCAGGAAACUAGACGGAACUCUGUGCUGAACUAUUUUGGAGUGGAUGACAUCAGACUCAUCAGUGAUCGCUUUACCUCGCUGGAAGAAGUCACAGAGGCAAUUAGGAAAGCAGGGCUGGAAUCCUGUAAUUUGAUUUUUGGUAUUGAUUACACCCUGAGUAACCUGGCCCAGGGACAGAGAAGUUUUGGAGGUCGAGCUCUUCAUGGUCUGUACCCUGAUCUUCUUAACCCUUAUCAACAGGUGAUCAGUAUCUUGGGAGAGACCAUAGAGCCAUUUGAUGAGGAUGGCAUUAUACCAGUGUUUGGUUUUGGUGACCAGUCUACCAGAGGAACUGGAGUUUUUCCUUUUAGAGCAGAGGGAUAUUGCACUGGUUUCCAUGAUGCGCUCCAGGCAUAUAACCAGAUUACCCCAAAUGUCAAGCUAAGUGGACCAACUAACUUUGCCCCCUUGAUCCGCAGGGCGCUGGAGAUUGUCAGGCAAACCAAAGCAUACCACAUCCUGGUCAUUGUGGCAGAUGGUCAAGUAACCAAUGAGCAGGCAACACGUCACGCCAUUGUGGAGGCGGCACAAUACCCACUGUCAAUCAUUAUGAUUGGUGUGGGGGACGGCCCGUGGGACAUGAUGAAAGAAUUCGAUGACAGCAUUCCACAGAGACGGUUUGAUAACUUUCAGUUUGUUGACUUUAAUUUAGCCAUGAGGGACGCAAGGAAUCCACAGGCUGCUUUUGCGCUGGCUGCUCUGAUGGAAAUUCCGGAUCAAUUUAAGGCAAUUAAGCAGCUGGGUUUACUGGAAAUGUGAUCAUUUGGCCAUAACUUAAUAAUUUAAACCUAAUGAAUUGACAAUUUUUGUAAGUCAUACUCUAAAUUGUAGACUCAAAAGUUGAGAAAAGUUAGAUGACUUAUAAUUAGUGCCAGAAGGAAAAGUUUUGUGAUGAUAAAUAUAAGUAAAAGGUGACUGACUCGGUGGUGUUUGGAAAUUUUUUAGCAAUCAUAAAUAUUAACCAGGUGCAUUUACUAUGCCUAGGCAAUUAAAUGUUUUCUUUUCUUUAAGAUGGAAUAUGUAUCAUAUGUAUUUAUCUGAAAUAUUAUUUGGCUAUAAAACAAUUUUUAUAUGUGAUCAUAAUGAUUAUAAUAGACUGUAUAAUAGAUAGUAUGUUUGUCGCAAGACAGCAGCAGUAGAAUAACAUUUUUGCAUAUGUGUCAUGUAACUAAU